Molecule: messenger RNA, 4605 nt
Organism: Vitis riparia (riverbank grape)
Lineage: Eukaryota; Viridiplantae; Streptophyta; Magnoliopsida; Vitales; Vitaceae
Exons: 15
Coding region: 311-4228 (1305 amino acids)
Source: RefSeq, a predicted model, not a curated record
CAAAAGCCAAUUUCAUUGCCGAUCAAAGCACUGGGCGCUGCGUCCUCCUCCGUGACUUGGUAUGAACCUUCGAAUUGGAGCUUCAAACUCUCACAAACCCUUCUGAAUUUUCAAUUCCCAAUCCCUAAUUCUCAGAAUCAACAUAGUUUCUCAGCAACACUCACGCAUCACACACGAUUCGAGGUGCACUUUCCUUUUAUAGUCCUUAGGAGUUCAAUUUUGGCCUUCAUGUCCUGUAGUACUACCGUUUUGACAUGUACCACAGUGCUUACUGGGUUUCUUAUUUGGAGGAUUUGUGGAAACUGAUGCAAUGGCAUCAUCUAGCAAAUUCGAUCUGUCUUCUAGUAGCCCAGAUAGACCGUUGUAUACUAGUGGGCAGCGUGGAUCCUACACAGCCACUUCCCUGGACAGAUCGGGCAGCUUCCGUGACAGCAUGGAGAAUCCAAUCUUGUCAUCUCUGCCAAGCAUGUCAAGAAGCAGUUCUUCUGUAACACAAGGAGACUUGAUGAAUUUUUUCCAGUGCUUGCGUUUUGAUCAAAAGAUGGUGUCUCCAGACCAUAAACUUCAUCGACAAGCAAUCCUUAAACGGCUUGGGAGUGCUCUUGGCAUUUCAUCAGAUGAUUCUCCAUCUGGUUCUUCAAAGGCCAAGCUGCUACCUUCUCCCUCACCAGAUGAACUAAAACGGUUCAAGGCUGGUCUGCGUGAAAGCGUCCUUAAGGCCAAGGAACGAGGAAAAAUCUUCUCGGAAGCAUUAAUCUUAUUCAGCAAGAAUUUCCCAAGUAUACCAUCAACGUCAAAGAAGAGAUCUCGAUCUGAUGUUCUGUCCAGUGACCGGUCAAAUACCUUGCUAUUGAGUGAUAGGUCUGUCCUUGGCUCGAGCAUGGGUAAGAUGGGAACUCAAAGUAAUGCCAUCAUGGGUGGUUUUGAACUAGGGCAGCAAAAGUCAGAAGAAAGGACCAAAAGUGCUGUUCCAAGCAAACGUACUCGGACUUCUUUGGUGGAUGGGAAGGUGGACGUACGGACUAAUGCUCUUGCCAGGUCAUCUGGGGCUCUAGAUAGGGAUAGGGAAAUGUUAAAACUUGCAAAUAGUGGUGCAGUUCAGGGUGAGGAUCGGACAUUACCCAUUGCUGUUGAUGGUUGGGAGAAAUCAAAAAUGAAGAAGAAGCGUUCUGUGAUAAAGUCAGAUGUUUCUCCAAAUGCGGUGGCGACUAAACCUACCAUUGAUAGCUACCGGGAACCCAAGCAGGGAAUUCAGCAUAGGAUUAUUUCUGAUGCUCGAUCAAGGUUGAAUAAUGACUCCCAUGGGGUCAGGCCAGGAGUUGCUAAUGGAGCUGUUGGAGUUGGAAAAGUAGAUAGUAUCUCACAACAGACUAGCUUGGGCAUGCGUUCUACCAUCCCUAGAACUGAUCAGGAUAACAAUUCCCUUCUUAAUGACCGGAGAGACCGUCCUAUUGGUUCAGAUAAGGAAAGAGUGAAUCUCAGAGCUGUUAAUAAGGCUAAUGCUCGUGAAGAUUUUAGUUCUCCUAGUCCUACUUCAAACAUGAAAAUGAAUGCAUCUGCUCGGGCUCCACGAUCAGGUUCAGGUCUUUUACCAAAGGCAUUUUCAAUUGUCCAUCGAGCAACUGCUUUAAAUGAUUGGGAGCCUUCUCAUUGUACAAACAAACUUUCUCCUGCUGUUGGGGCUAACAAUCGCAAGCGUACACCAUCAACACGGUCUUCAUCACCCCCUGUUGCCCAGUGGGCUGGCCAGAGGCCACAGAAGAUUUCCCGUACUGGAAGAAGAACUAAUCUUGUUCCUAUUGUUUCAAGUAAUGAUGAAACCCCCGUUCUGGAUAGUGUAUCUGAUGUUGCUGGUAAUGAAAAUGGACCGGGAAGUGCAAGACGAUUGUCAAGCAAUUCUCCUCAGCAAGUUAAAUUAAGAGGUGACCAUUUUUCUUCAGCUACGUUAUCUGAAAGCGAGGAGUCUGGGGCUGCUGAUAUCAAAUCCAGAGAUAAGAGCAAAAAGUCUGAUGACAUAGAUGAGAAAGCAGGACAAACGCUUGUGCUGCCAUCAAGAAAAAAUAGGCUGAUUAGUGAGGAAGACCUUGGCGAUGGUGUGCGGAGGCAAGGGAGGACCGGGCGGGGCUUUCCUUCCUCAAGAUCACUCGUGCCUAUGGCAAAACAGCUUAGAAGUGCUAAACUUGGUUACAAUAAGACUGAAAGCAAAGAUGGCCGCCCACCAACUCGGAAACUUUCUGACCGUAAGGCAUAUACACGUCAGAAGCACACAGCAAUCAAUGCAGCAGCAGAUUUUAUAAUUGGUUCAGAUGAUGGGCAUGAAGAACUACUGGCUGCUGCAAAUGCUGUUAUUAACCCCAUUCAUGCAUUUUCCAACUCUUUCUGGAGGCAGAUGGAGCCAUUCUUUGGUUUUUUAUCUGAUGCGAACAUUGCUUAUUUGAAGCAACAGGGAAAUCUUGAAUCCACCACUCCAGUUCCUCUAGAUGUAGAUGGUUACAAUACUGUAGCUAAUGGAUUUGGGUUGCUUGAACAUGAGAGAGAUGUGGGUACUGGAACAGAGACUAUCAAACUUUCUCCUGAACUGUUAACACCAGGAACAAGGGCAGAUGAUCCAAUUCCACUUUGUCAGAGACUCAUAACAGCUCUAAUUUCAGAGGAAGAAUAUGAAGAGUUCCACUGUAGUGGAAAUGAAAACUUCGAAUUUGAUGAGCAUGGAAUUGGUGUUGAUCUGGACUUGGAGAUGGAAUCCAAUAGUUUGAAUCACCAAUCUCUUGGAAAUUAUAAAAUUUCUGGGUGUGCUGCUUUUAAUGGUUAUAGAAUUUCUGUUUCUGGAAGAUCACUUGAUAAUAUGGAAAAUGAUGAGCCCGAAAGCACCGGGAUUAUGUCCCAUGUGGGUGACACCCUAAAUGGCUCAUUUUCAGACCAUGAUUUAAUGCCUAGCAUCGCUUGUUCAGAAUUUCAGUACAAUAGCAUGUCCCUAAAUGAAAGACUUCUGCUGGAGAUUCGGAGCAUUGGAAUCUUUCCAGAAUUGGUGCCUGAGAAAGCUAAGAUGGAGGCUGAAGAAAUCAGUGAAGACAUCAGGAGAUUGGAGGACAAGCACCUCCAACAGGUUUCCAAGAAGAAAGAUGUGCUAAGUAAACUGUUGCAGUCUGCCUCGGAGACAAGAGAACUUCAAGAAAAGGAAUUUGAACCUCGUGCCCUUGAAAAACUUGUUGGAAUGGCUUACAACAAAUAUAUGACUUGUUGGGGUCCUAAUGCCUCUGGUGGGAAGAGUUCCAGUAGCAAAUUGGCCAAGCAAGCUGCCUUAGCUUUUGUCAAACGAACAUUAGAACGUUGUCAGAAAUAUGAAGAUACAGGGAAAAGCUGCUUCAGUGAGCCCUUAUUCAGGGAUAUUUUUCUUUCUGCAUCAUCUCACCUCAAUGAUACCCAAUCAGCAGAUACUACCGUGGAGGGUGAAUCAACCAAACCAUAUGCCAACCCUUCUGCCCGCUCUUUGGAAGUUAGAGUUUCAGCUUCUAUGGGUUCACAGCAAAGCCCUUCUCUGACUUCACGGUUGGCUCAGAACAUGGAUAAACAUGAUGUCUAUUCCUCUGAUGCACUUCAGUCAUCUGAGCAAACCACUGGUAAAGAAGAUUCUUGGUCAAAUAGGGUGAAAAAGAGGGAAUUGUUGUCGCUUGAUGAUGUUGGUGGUACAUUUGGUGCUUCUCCUUCGGGCAUUGGAAAUUCCCUUUCAACCAGUACAAAGGGAAAGAGGAGUGAGAGGGACAGAGAUGGAAAGGGGAAUAGCAGAGAGGUGCUAUCUAGAAAUGGAACUACAAAAAUUGGUCGGCCAGCAUUAUCCAGUGUUAAGGGGGAGAGGAAAUCUAAAACAAAGCCUAAGCAGAAAACAACGCAGUUAUCUGCCUCAGUCAAUGGACUCCUUGGCAAGUUAUCAGAGCAACCCAAAUCAGGACAGGCUUCUGUGCCUAAGUUGAGUGAUACUACCACAAGUAGCAUUGCCAAGGAAAAAGAUGAGUUUUCCAUGGAUGCCUUGGAUGACCAUGAGGCCAUUGACUUAUCUAGCCUGCAACUUCCUGGAAUUGAUGUAUUAGGUGUUCCUGAUGACCUUGAUGACCAAGAACAAGAUCUUGGUUCAUGGUUGAACAUUGAUGAUGAUGGAUUACAAGAUCAUGACUUUAUGGGCCUUGAGAUUCCCAUGGAUGACCUUUCAGACUUAAAUAUGAUGGUCUGAAUCUGAAUUCUAUGUAUAUUCUUGUUCAUUAUACUAUUGACAAAGGAAACAUAAUUGCUGUUAUCAAGAAAUGACCAGUUACAUGGAUGGUCAUUUGGCUGUCAGGUCUAUAAUUAGGUUAUAGAUUCUUUUGGAGACUCCCGCACAAGUUGAUUUUCGAGUGAACCCUUCGGAUGUUUUGGAUUUUGCUCCCGUAUUAAGUUGGUGACUUCGACUGUAAAGAUCUUUUUGUCCAGCGUACAAGCUAGUAUGUCCUAGCCAUUAUAUCUUAGCAAACAAAUGUUUCCUGGUUGUAGCAUUUACAAAUCAGAGAACAAUGCGUUUUGUACAUACAUUUCAUAUUUCCAAUAAAAACAGCUUUUCUUUCAGCGCAAUAA